Molecule: messenger RNA, 851 nt
Organism: Acanthoscelides obtectus
Lineage: Eukaryota; Metazoa; Arthropoda; Insecta; Coleoptera; Chrysomelidae
Source: the annotation of a GenBank genome assembly
UCUAGGCUAGUAAGAAUACAAUCGAAAUCUGCAAAAAUAUCACUUAGCAAAAUUCAGGUGUGUACAGUUCUCCAGUCGUGUCAUCCUUGUCUUGAGAUAACCAACGUAUUUUUAUUUUUGAAGAGGAUUUGUAUAUAUUCUGUACAGCUUGACAAAUAUGGCUUAUCGUGUUUCCAGUUCAGCGUCAUCCAGUUUUUCGCUGUUGAUGAGAAGACAAGGAGAUAGAGACGUUGUCAAAACAACAUGUAGCGAGAAGAAAAACAUCGAUAUCCAAGUAGCACGUUUUGAUUAUGCCACAAGCUGUGCUUUUAGAGCAGUGGAACACCCCGAGUUUAAGCGGCUAAUGGAAAUGUUGCGUCCAGGAUGUAAAUUAUAUUCAAGAAGGUUGAGCUGCUGAUGAAGAAACAUGGUUUCCUGUUGAAGACGAAUCCACCUUAGUCGGUGCUGAACUGACUUCGCUGGUUCCAUUUGCUUGUGGCUUCCCUACAUCUGUAGAUGGAACUGGAGUAUUGGACAACGCUCCAGUAGUAACAGCACUUGAGUGUUGCUGUGAGGUUGGAGGUAAAGCCUGGCUCACUGGAGGCAGAUUUGUUUGCUGAAAAACAUCGCAUUUGUGCGAGAUAUUUUCGGAAUUUUUUUCAUAAUCAAGUUUGCUGGAUGUCUCUUAGUAUGAAUCAGGUGCGGGUUAAACACUUAUUUCAACAAACGAAAUAUUGUUUUAUUCGUCCGAGACAAUUUUGGUUUUUGGCAACAUUCUACACAAAAAAGUCCUUACUAAAAUUGACAAUUUUCCAGACAUAAGCGAUUAAGAAAAAAUCUGAAAAUUGAUAUUUUCAAUCCUUAAAAAGCCU